Molecule: messenger RNA, 2762 nt
Organism: Eriocheir sinensis (Chinese mitten crab)
Lineage: Eukaryota; Metazoa; Arthropoda; Malacostraca; Decapoda; Varunidae
Exons: 8
Coding region: 7-2622 (871 amino acids)
Biological process (GO): nervous system process; chemical synaptic transmission; signal transduction
Cellular component (GO): synapse; neuron projection; membrane
Molecular function (GO): transmembrane signaling receptor activity; extracellular ligand-gated monoatomic ion channel activity; neurotransmitter receptor activity
Source: RefSeq, a predicted model, not a curated record
CUCGUCAUGGCCAGCAGGUUCCGGCAGGCGGCGUUGGCGUGGGGCGUCCUGCUGCUGCACAUCCUCUCCACAGGCAUAACUGGACAAAACAUGGUGAAAGUCUACGGGAUUCAAGCGGACAUUUGGGAACCUUCAAGGAAAGAUGUGUUCCUUCGCUUCAACUUGACAAGCAAGGGGGUUAAGAACACGCGCGAGCUCACGGUGUGUCUGCGGGCCAAGCCGACCUCCCUCACGCACAUAUCGCCCUUCAUCUCCUUCGCCGAGUCUGAGGACAACGUGGACGCCCUCGUAACAAUGCGAAUCGAGACGAAGACUGAGCUGUACGUGACGGACGUGGCCCAGGACGGCGUGCCGCCGCUGUACGACGACCUGGAGCUGCACCGCUGGGAACACCAGUGCCACGUGUUCUCCCGCGGCUACUAUCGCGCCUUCAUCAACGGCAAGGAGCGCACCAGCGGGCAGCUCACCAACAAGGACGUGCUGCUGCCCCUCAACGGCGUGUUCUGCCCGGGCAUGGAGCAGGACUCGGUGGGCGGCGGCUUCGACAGCUCGCAGGUGUUCCGCGGUUACAUGACGCAGAUGAACAUCUGGGACAGGCCGCUGCGGGAGGACGAGAUAAGGGACAUCGCCUCGUGCAGGGUGAACGGCGAGGGGAACGUGUUCUCGUCCGACGUGGACGUGAUGGAGGAGUUUGGCACCACCUCGGAGAUGGUGCCGAUGGCCGACCUGUGUCUGCCCAGCGAGACCUUCUUCAUCCUGCCGGAGAUGCAGACCGUCUACGAGGGAAUGAAAUCUUGCCACAGAAUGGGUUACGCCCUCUACGUGCCCGGCUCGGCCAGGGACAACGAGCGCCUUUACAACUCGUCGCUGCAGUUCCUGAAAGUGUGCACCAACCCGUACAACCUGUGGCUGGGCGCGAUGGACGAGAAGGAGGAGAACGUGUGGCGGCGGGUGGUGGACGGUCAGGAGUUGACGGAGCUCCAUUUCUCCCCCGGCCAGCCUGACGGAGCAAGGAUACAGAACUGUGCCUACAUGUCCAGCUUGACGGGGCAUUGGAGCGACGAGCAGUGUGACCUGAGGAUCCUGACGUGUGUCCCGUGCACGCCGCGCCAGCACCCGCCGCUCAGGCUCAGGGGCCUCUGCUUCAGAAUGGUGGCAGAGGCAGCCUUCGAGGUCCUGGGCUACAUGAACUCUCGCCCCUACUUCCACGGGUUUUACGGCUAUAUGAUCUAUAUGUCAGGCCCGUCGACGUGGUCUCUCUUCAACACCAACUCCAACACGACGCUGGCCACGGUGACCUUCAGCUCAGUCAGCGACUAUCCAAUAGGCCGGAAGCGAUGGUUGAUUCAGAGCACCCUGUGUGAUCGGCCCAAGCAAACCACCAUAGACCUCAGUCUGUCCUAUUGCCUUGACAGCGAGUUCACGUGUGCCAACGGGGACUGCAUCAGCAAGGACCAGCGCUGCAACUCUCAGGACGACUGUGUCGACUUAUCCGACGAGAACGACUGUUUCCUUGUGCAGCUGCCCAGCAGUUACCGCGUCGGGAGGCCGCCCGAGUCCAUGGAGGAGGGAAAGCCCGCCAAGCUGUCCUCGGCGGUGCAGAUCUUGAGGUUCCACGACAUCAGCGACGUGCGGCGCAGCAUCAGCCUCGAGUUCAUGCUGAUCAUCAGGUGGAAGGACGCGAGGCUCAAGUUCUUCAACCUGAAGGAAACGCGGGAGUGGAACAGGAUGGCCCAGAGCGAGAUGGACUCUAUCUGGAGGCCGCAGCUCGAGUUUCCCAGCGCGCAGGACGGCAACAGCAGACUCCUGAAGGAGGAACUCUUCCUCAGCAGAGGCGGCGACCAGCUGCCAACUGAGUUCAACGACAUCAAGAUGGAGGCGGUGUACUCAGGGGAAUCCACGACCCUCAUACAGGAACAGCACUACAGCGGUACCUUCGCCUGCCACUUCGACGUGUUCUACUACCCGUUCGACAAGCAGCAGUGUUCGGUGCUGGUCAAGUUGGCGUCCGUCAGGCAGGAGAUCGUGUCGUUCACGCAGGAGGAGGCCAAGGCGGAGUACAGGGGCCUGGAGGAGCUGUCUCUCUACGUGGUGACGAACUUCAAGUCGACGGUGACCUACGUGGGCGACAACAUAACCCGAUACAGUAUACUCUCGAUCGACUUCGACUUGACUCGCCGCUGGACAGUGAUCAUGAUGAACCUCUACUUCCCGACUAACAUGCUGCUGGCCACCGGGUACGCCACGCUCUUCCUCAGCGUCCAGGAUCAAGGGGACCGCCUCACCCUCAGCCUCACCACCCUGCUCGUGCUGUACACCCUCUUCAACAACAGCUCCAGCUCCCUGCCCGUCACCGCCUACGUCAAGAUGGUCGACAUGUGGUUCCUCUACUGCAUCUCGCUCCUCUUCCUCAUCAUCGUCUGUCACACCCUCGCCGGCUACAACGUGCACCAGGUCACGCCGAUGGGACCAAUGGGGCAGGCGAACGUCAAGAGUAAUUUCGUCCCGCGGAAGUCGCCGGAGAAGGUGCUAAUCGUGACCCGUACGUACGUCGUGCCGCCUCUAGUUGUGGUGUUCAAUGCCGCCUACUGGGCCUCCCUCUCGCCGGCCAUGUCCAAAUGAAGGCCCGGAGUUGCGUUUCCAUUCUUGCCUCUUCGCCCCUCUUCGCCACUCUUCGCCACUCUGUUCCUCCUCAUCGGUUUCUCCCUCUUCUUUCUUCACCCCUUUUCCAGUUCCCUUCUUCCCCCCCCCCGCUUCCUUUU